AUGCCUCAGGGUUAUAUGCCAACUGGAUACCACCCUCAAAACACUGAAGCUCUAGUAGUGACUGAUGUGAUGUAUGUACCUCCUCCUGUGGUGCAUACGACUCCUUAUAAUGAAGAAAACAUUUAUCACGCUGCUCCAAACAAAGUUGUGGGAGUAGAUGAAAGGUUAGAGAGAUUUCAAGAUCAGAUCUUAGAAAUGAAAAGGGAAAUCAACGCUCUUCGAGGUAAGGAUCUUUUUGGUAAGACCGCUUCCGAACUCCAAUUGGUUCCUAAUGUUCAAAUUCUUCCCAAAUUCAAAGUACCAGACUUCGAUAAAUACAAAGGAAAUUCAUGUCCUCAAAGUCAUUUGGUGAUGUAUGCUAGGAAUAUGUCCACUCAGACUAACAACCAUCAGCUUCUGAUCCACUACUUUCAAGAUAGUUUAACUGGUGUCGCUCUUAAAGGGUACAUGGGCUUGGACAGCACAAAGAUCCGUACUUUCAACGACCUCGGUGAAGCUUUUGUUCGUCAAUAUAAAUAUAAUGUAGAUAUGGCUCCGGACAGAGAUCAACUUCAGACCAUGUCUCAGAAAGACAAAGAGAGUUUCAAGAAAUAUGCUCAAAGGUGGUGUGAAAUUGCUGCACAAAUUUUCCCUCCACUUGAAGAGAAAGAGAUUACUAAAAUCGUUUUGAAAACUCUGAGUUCAUUCUACUAUGACCGCAUGAUCGACAGCGUAUCCAGUGAUUUCACCGAGAUGGUAAACAUGAGCAUGCGACUUGAGGAAGCAGUCCGAGAGGGACGUUUGACUAAGGAAGCCGACGAUUCUAGUCAUGUUAAGAAACUCACCAACAAUUUCUCCAAGAAGAAAGAUUCGGAUGUUAGUAUCAUUUCAUAUGGUAGACAAAGAAGAAAGUAUCAACAUGUUGCAGCCGUUUCACCAAUCAUUUGUCCACCAAUGGUAGCGCCAAUUUAUCAGCCACAGUUCUCGCAUCAACAUCAACAACGGUAUCCUCAACAGCAUCAGCAGUAA
Molecule: messenger RNA, 1008 nt
Organism: Lathyrus oleraceus (garden pea)
Lineage: Eukaryota; Viridiplantae; Streptophyta; Magnoliopsida; Fabales; Fabaceae
Exons: 1
Coding region: 1-1008 (335 amino acids)
Source: RefSeq, a predicted model, not a curated record